This is a messenger RNA of Pan troglodytes (chimpanzee), 3158 nucleotides long. RefSeq names its product transferrin receptor 2 (gene TFR2). The transcript has 19 exons. The coding region runs from base 258 to 2720 and encodes 820 amino acids. Gene Ontology annotation, biological process: endocytic iron import into cell; transferrin transport. The record is from RefSeq and is a predicted model, not a curated record. Gene Ontology annotation, cellular component: external side of plasma membrane. Gene Ontology annotation, molecular function: transferrin receptor activity. Lineage: Eukaryota; Metazoa; Chordata; Mammalia; Primates; Hominidae.
GGAGGAGGCAGGCGUGGGGCUGUGGAGAGACUGGCAGGGGAGAGCACAACCCCUUGUGCUCUGGCCUGGACCCGGGGGCCACGUCUGGAAGGCUGGACUGAGGCCAGGACUGUGCCCCCACCCUUGGGGGUGGUGAGGAGCAGCCUUGGUUCAGGCUGCCUGCCAGGACUGAUAAGGGGCCCUCCUAGGGCUCCCACAAACGGUUUAUCGGUUUAUCGCUGGGGGACAGCCUGCAGGCUUCAGGAGGGGACACAAGCAUGGAGCGGCUUUGGGGUCUAUUCCAGAGAGCGCAACAACUGUCCCCAAGAUCCUCUCAGACCGUCUACCAGCGUGUGGAAGGCCCCCGGAAAGGGCACCUGGAGGAGGAAGAGGAAGACGGGGAGGAGGGGGCGGAGACAUUGGCCCACUUCUGCCCCAUGGAGCUGAGGGGCCCUGAGCCCCUGGGCUCUAGACCCAGGCAGCCAAAUCUCAUUCCCUGGGCGGCAGCAGGACGGAGGGCUGCCCCCUACCUGGUCCUGACGGCCCUGCUGAUCUUCACUGGGGCCUUCCUACUGGGCUACGUCGCCUUCCGAGGGUCCUGCCAGGCGUGCGGAGACUCUGUGUUGGUGGUCAGUGAGGAUGUCAACUAUGAGCCUGACCUGGAUUUCCACCAGGGCAGACUCUACUGGAGCGACCUCCAGGCCAUGUUCCUGCAGUUCCUGGGGGAGGGGUGCCUGGAGGACACCAUCAGGCAAACCAGCCUUCGGGAACGGGUGGCAGGCUCGGCCGGGAUGGCCGCUCUGACUCAGGACAUUCGCGCGGCGCUCUCCCGCCAGAAGCUGGACCACGUGUGGACCGACACGCACUACGUGGGGCUGCAAUUCCCGGACCCGGCUCACCCCAACACCCUGCACUGGGUCGAUGAGGCCGGGAAGGUCGGAGAGCAGCUGCCGCUGGAGGACCCUGACGUCUACUGCCCCUACAGCGCCAUCGGCAACGUCACGGGAGAGCUGGUGUACGCCCACUACGGGCGGCCCAAAGACCUGCAGGACCUGCGGGCCAGGGGCGUGGACCCAGUGGGCCGCCUGCUGCUGGUGCGCGUGGGGGUGAUCAGCUUCGCCCAGAAGCACUUUAGGAGGCCAAGACAGGAGGAUCGCUUGAGGCCAGGAAUUCAAGGCAACACGGUGACCAAUGCUCAGGACUUCGGGGCUCAAGGAGUGCUCAUAUACCCAGAGCCAGCGGACUUCUCCCAGGACCCACCCAAGCCAAGCCUGUCCAGCCAGCAGGCAGUGUAUGGACAUGUGCACCUGGGAACUGGAGACCCCUACACACCUGGCUUCCCUUCCUUCAAUCAAACCCAGUUCCCUCCAGUUGCAUCAUCAGGCCUUCCCAGCAUCCCAGUCCAGCCCAUCAGUGCAGACAUUGCCUCCCGCCUGCUGAGGAAGCUCAAAGGCCCUGUGGCCCCCCAAGAAUGGCAGGGGAGCCUCCUAGGCUCCCCUUAUCACCUGGGCCCUGGGCCACGACUGCGGCUAGUGGUCAACAAUCACAGGACCUCCACCCCCAUCAACAACAUCUUCGGCUGCAUCGAAGGCCGCACAGAGCCAGAUCACUACGUUGUCAUCGGGGCCCAGAGGGAUGCAUGGGGCCCAGGAGCAGCUAAAUCCGCUGUGGGGACGGCUAUACUCCUGGAGCUGGUGCGGACCUUUUCCUCCAUGGUGAGCAACGGCUUCCGGCCCCGCAGAAGUCUCCUCUUCAUCAGCUGGGACGGUGGUGACUUUGGAAGCGUGGGCUCCACGGAGUGGCUAGAGGGCUACCUCAGCGUGCUGCACCUCAAAGCUGUAGUGUACGUGAGCCUGGACAACGCAGUGCUGGGGGAUGACAAGUUUCAUGCCAAGACCAGCCCCCUUCUGACAAGUCUCAUUGAGAGUGUCCUGAAGCAGGUGGAUUCUCCCAACCACAGUGGGCAGACUCUCUAUGAACAGGUGGUGUUCACCAAUCCCAGCUGGGAUGCUGAGGUGAUCCGGCCCCUACCCAUGGACAGCAGUGCCUAUUCCUUCACGGCCUUUGUGGGAGUCCCUGCCGUCGAGUUCUCCUUUAUGGAGGACGACCAGGCCUACCCGUUCCUGCACACAAAGGAGGACACUUAUGAGAACCUGCAUAAGGUGCUGCAAGGCCGCCUGCCCGCCGUGGCCCAGGCCGUGGCCCAGCUCGCAGGGCAGCUCCUCAUCCGGCUCAGCCACGAUCGCCUGCUGCCCCUCGACUUCGGCCGCUACGGGGACGUCGUCCUCAGGCACAUCGGGAACCUCAACGAGUUCUCUGGGGACCUCAAGGCCCGCGGGCUGACCCUGCAGUGGGUGUACUCGGCGCGGGGGGACUACAUCCGGGCGGCGGAAAAGCUGCGGCAGGAGAUCUACAGCUCGGAGGAGAGAGACGAGCGACUGACACGCAUGUACAACGUGCGCAUAAUGCGGGUGGAGUUCUACUUCCUUUCCCAGUACGUGUCGCCAGCCGACUCCCCGUUCCGCCACAUCUUCAUGGGCCGUGGAGACCACACGCUGGGCGCCCUGCUGGACCACCUGCGGCUGCUGCGCUCCAACAGCUCUGGGACCCCCGGGGCCACCUCCUCCACUGGCUUCCAGGAGAGCCGCUUCCGGCGUCAGCUAGCCCUGCUCACCUGGACGCUGCAAGGGGCAGCCAAUGCGCUUAGCGGGGAUGUCUGGAACAUUGAUAACAACUUCUGAGGCCCUGGGGAUCCUCACAUCCCCGUCCCCCAGUCAAGAGCUCCUCUGCUCCUCGCUUGAAUGAUUCAGGGUCAGGGAGGUGGCUCAGAGUCCACCUCUCAUUGCUGAUCAAUUUCUCAUUACCCCUACACAUCUCUCCACAGAGCCCAGACCCCAGCACAGAUAUCCACACACCCCAGCCCUGCAGUGUAGCUGACCCUAAUGUGACGGUCAUACUGUCGGUUAAUCAGAGAGUAGCAUCCCUUCAAUCACAGCCCCUUCCCCUUUCUGGGGUCCUCCAUACCUAGAGACCACUCUGGGAGGUUUGCUAGGCCCUGGGACCUGGCCAGCUCUGUUAGUGGGAGAGAUCGCUGGCACCAUAGCCUUAUGGCCAACAGGUGGUCUGUGGUGAAAGGGGCAUGGAGUUUCAAUAUCAAUAAACCACCUGAUAUCAAUAAA